GUUCUCAGGCUACCUGCAAUCCAGUCGAUCGCCUUCCAGCAACAAGCUUUGCUCUGUCGCCUCUCCAGGUGCAGAUGUUCACUGGCUUUGACUCGCCCUCGAAGGCACUCGUCCAAGGCUCUUUCGCUGGUUACAUCAAUGUGGGUCCUGUGGCAAACCAGUCCUAUGUCGCCAACACAUUCUUCUGGUAUUUUCCGACUCGAGCAAGCCCCAGCAAUCCAAGAAACGUGAUCUUUUACUUUCAAGGCGGGCCCGGAUGCUCCAGCUUGGUGUCGCUGUUCCAAGAAGUAGGGCCGCUUCACUACUACCCAACCAACGGGAGCGUCUUUGUCAACCCGCAAAGCUGGGAUCUACAAGCAGAUAUCGUCUUUGUGGACUCGCCUGUUGGAACAGGCUUCAGCUACACCAACUCGGGCGGGCCAGCAACCGACGAACGGCAAAUCGGCGAGAUGCUCUACUCCUUUAUUCGGCGGUUCCUGGUGACUUUCAGUGGCUUGGAAGGCGCCAAUGUGAUUCUUGCGGGUGAGAGCUAUGCAGGCAUUACUCUUCCAUAUCUAGCGCAAACAAUCCAACUGCGCAACGACAUUGCAUCGUAUACGAGCAAUGGUGUGAUCAAUCUCAAAGCCCUCCUGCUGAUGUCGCCAUGGAUCCAGCCCAAGAACCAGUACCCGGGCUACUUCCGAUACAUCAUGAGCAACUGGGCAACGCAGCUGAACAACAACCAGACAGCUUUGACAGCGCUCCAGGGCAUCAACUCAGCGUGCCAGGCUCAAAUCUCGGCACUGGGGCCAGUUACCUACAUUGCCAUCUGCGAGUCGCUUCUGGAUUACAUGCGACUCUUUAUCAGUGACCUGACCAAUGGAACACAAUGCUUCAAUGAAUACAACGUUCGGUCAGGCACCCAAGAUAUAUGUCCGACGUCGUUCACAAACGGCGAUGUUGUCUUGAUCGGCUUUCUAAAUAGCCUCAUCUUCCGCCUGACAACCCACAAUUUUAUCCUGGGAGCUCCGCGCACCUACAUUGCCUGCUCAAACCUCGUCCAACAAGCUCUGGAGCCUGAUGGGAGCCCAGCCAGCGACACUGUCCUGACCCAGCUCCUCAAUGCGGGUCUGAAUGUUUACAUCACAAGUUCGCAGUUUGACAUCGUUUCAAGCUCGAUCGGCCUAGAUGCCAUGAUUGCAUCGCUGACCUGGCAGGGCAAGACGGGAUUUACGUCUAGCAACCAAACAUGGACCAACUCCGACGGCUCACAGCUCGGAUCUGUUACCUCGGACCGAGGGCUGACCCAUUUCAGGGUGCUGAAUGCGGGCCACAGCAUGCCGCAAGACAACCCCGCAGCAGCAUCAGCAGUCCUGAGGAAAGUGCUUUCAGACAUCAGCAUCGCAGCGGCAUUGAUCUGAUCGGCCAACGCAGCGGCUUGGGAAGGGGAAGAAGGACCAGAUGAGGCCCAGAGCAUUCUCGUCCACUCACAAAGAGGCACUAUCAGAACCCAAUACACACAUACGGAACUGUGGCGCUCCAGUUUCAUGAGAUGAUAUUUGUCCUUGCCCAUUUAAAC
Messenger RNA from Polychytrium aggregatum, 1558 nucleotides. RefSeq names its product Alpha/Beta hydrolase protein. The coding region runs from base 75 to 1400 and encodes 441 amino acids. NCBI's taxonomy places the organism in Eukaryota, Fungi, Chytridiomycota, Chytridiomycetes, Polychytriales. Gene Ontology annotation, molecular function: serine-type carboxypeptidase activity. The transcript has 14 exons. Gene Ontology annotation, biological process: proteolysis. The record is from RefSeq and is a predicted model, not a curated record.